CGAGUCGGCCAGCAUGGCGGCGCCCAUGGAGCCGUGCUGAGGGAGGCGAAGGACAGGGCGGGCGACCGACCGGUCUCUAUUUCGGGCUUUAUUCCCCCGAUGCCGCGGCCUGCCCUGGGCUCCCGCAGGAAUAUUUUUCCAGCACCUUCAAGAAAAAAGCCAUGCAGCAAGUGCCACUCAAGUUUGCAUGUUUCUUUAGAGUCACCAAAGAAAGAGGAGUUACAUUUCAGCAGUUAAUCUUCCUCAAGCGAAUGUAUGUAGCACGGCAAAACAAAGCACUGUGUCAGCGAACAAAGCUGAAGCCAGAAUCAACUGCACCUCCUUUUCUUGAAGGACAGCAUUCAGAUCAGGAAAAAGCAGUUGUCCAUGAGGUGAAAUCGGUUGCACCUCUUCUGCCACGUUUGUCUGAGAAACCAGCAACAAAUGAGUCUGAAUCCUUUAAGGCCAUGGCAAUCAGCGAUGACACAGAAUCUGUAGUAGGAUCUGCAUCAAAGGAAGAAAAGCAGUGGAAAGAGAUGAAGCUGCAGCUGGAUAAUUUACCAGGGAUUUUGGCUCGUUUGUCCAAAAUUAAACUUACAGCCUUGGUUGUAAGUACUGCCUCAGCUGGAUUUGCAAUGGCACCAGUGCCGUUUGACCUAUCCUGUUUCCUGCUUGCUUCCCUGGGAACGGGAUUGUCAUCUUGUGCCGCUAAUUCCAUUAACCAGUUCUUUGAGGUUCCAUUUGAUUCAAAUAUGAAUAGGACAAAAAACAGACCCCUGGUGCGCGGACAGAUCAGCCCUCUGCUUGCUGUUUCCUUUGCUGUGGCUUGUGCAGUUCCAGGAAUAGCCCUGCUGACCCUUGGAGUAAAUCCUCUUACUGGAGCCCUAGGAGCCUUCAACAUUGUCCUGUACACAUGCUGUUACACACCCUUGAAAAGAAUGAGCAUUGUCAAUACGUGGGUAGGUGCCGUGGUUGGUGCCAUUCCCCCAGUCAUGGGCUGGACAGCGGCAACUGGGAGUCUGGACGCAGGAGCUUUGCUGCUGGGAGGUAUUCUCUACUCAUGGCAGUUUCCUCAUUUCAAUGCACUGAGCUGGGGCCUCCGUGAAGACUACUCCCGAGGUGGCUACUGCAUGAUGUCUGUCACUCACCCAGCAAUGUGCAGGCGGCUGGCUGUCCGUCACUGCCUCGCCUUGAUUGGACUUUCAUCACUGGCACCUGUCCUUGAUGUCACCACGUGGAAUUUCCCGUUAAUUUCUCUCCCAAUCAACCUGUACUUUUCCUACCUUGGCUUUCAAUUCUACAGGCGUGCUGACCGUGCCAGCUCCCGGAAGUUGUUUUUUUGCAGCCUCUGGCACUUGCCAUUGCUCCUCUUGCUCAUGCUAACAUGCAAGAAAUCUUGGUAUGAAAAGGGGAACAAAAAGGAAUCCAUGAACUGAGAUUAUGUGAAAAAUUAAUGCCUUUGUGAUACCUAUGCUCCCUUUUAAAAUGAUAUAUUUCCAUUAUACAGGCUGGGCAGGGUUGUGUCAAUCUGUUCAAAGUUCUUUUGUGGGUGUCCAGUGAACAAGCCUGAUCAUUUUCAAAUUAAAUUAUUUUAUUUUGGACACUUA
This is a messenger RNA of Varanus komodoensis (Komodo dragon), 1586 nucleotides long. RefSeq names its product protoheme IX farnesyltransferase, mitochondrial. The coding region runs from base 162 to 1415 and encodes 417 amino acids. Gene Ontology annotation, biological process: heme biosynthetic process. Gene Ontology annotation, molecular function: protoheme IX farnesyltransferase activity. NCBI's taxonomy places the organism in Eukaryota, Metazoa, Chordata, Lepidosauria, Squamata, Varanidae. The record is from RefSeq and is a predicted model, not a curated record. Gene Ontology annotation, cellular component: mitochondrial membrane; mitochondrion. The transcript is spliced from 7 exons.